AUACUGGAACUAAUUAGUUAAUACUAAAACUAAUUAGUUACAGAAAAAAUUAAUGAAAAGUUGAUGUGAUAGAGUUUGAAGAUGGAGAAUUUGGAGGUAACUCACCGUGAGAACCGUGCAACAAAAAACAAAGAAAGUGUUUAGUUGACAUGAGCACUUGAAACUUACUCCGUACUAAACUUCGAAUGUCAACUUACGUGCAACCCCCAACUGACACAAACACACAACUGAAUUCAAAAACCUACCCAAGUACGGAGUAUCAGUUUCUUUCAGAUUAAUGGCGGUAAAUUCAUCUUCUUCAAAUGAUCAUGAAUCGAUUGCUUUCUCAAUUUUUGAAACAAAUCCCUUCUUUCGUCACCAGAUACCCACUUCAAUGGAGGCCAAUUUCUCUCUCCUCCCUCCCAUUCCUUCAACCAUCUCCCAUGGAGUAUCACACCACCCUCCAAAGUGAAACACCCCAUCAAAUUAAAGCUUCAACCCCAGCUUACCUUCUUCUGGGUACCUGCAAAACCCCCUCCUCUCUCCAAAAAGUGCAUGCUUUACUCAUUGUCCAUGGCGUAGCUAAUGACCUGCUUUUCCUCACCAAAUUGGUGAGUUUGUAUGGUUCCUUUGGUCAAUUAAGGGUUGCACGUAAGGUGUUUGAUAAAAUACCAAACCCAGAUCUUUAUUCUUUCAAAGUUAUGAUUAGAUGGUAUUUUUUGAAUGAUUUGCAUUCUGAAACGAUUAUGUGCUACAGGUGUUUGAGGAAAUGCCUCAGAGAAACUGAUGAUAUUGUGUUCUCUAUUGUGUUGAAGGCUUGUUGUGAGUUGAGGGAUGUUGGUGAGGGGAGAAAGGUACAUUGCCAUAUUGUCAAGGCAGGGAGUCCUGAUAGUUUUGUGCUCACUAGUUUGGUGGAUGUGUAUGCUAAGUGUGGGGAGAUUGACUCUGCUCGGGGAGUUUUCGAAGAGAUAGAGGAUAGGAAUGUUGUUUCGUGGACUUCGUUGAUCACGGGUUACGUGCAGAAUGAUCUUCCUGAAGAGGGUUUGAUUUUGUUUAAUAAAAUGAGGGGAAGUCUUGUUGAUGGAAAUCCGUAUACAUUGGGGAGUUUGCUGACAGGUUGUGGAAAGUUGGGAGCUUUGCAUCAAGGGAAGUGGCUUCAUGGGUAUAUGUUUAAAGCUGGUAUCAAUCUGAAUUCCUUUUUGGCCACUGCACUUCUUGAUAUGUAUGUCAAAUGUGGGAGUGUUAAAGAUGCUCGUUCUGUAUUUGACGAGUUCUGUACUACUGAUGACCUAAUUCCUUGGACUGCUAUGAUAGUUGGGCACACUCAAUGUGGUCAGCCUAAUGAGGCCUUGAAGUUAUUUGCAGACAAGAGGCAAGCUAAUGUUUUGCCAAAUUCCAUGACAAUAGCUAAUGUACUCUCAGCUUGUUCUCAAAUCAGGGACUUGAGUAUGGGCAUGUCGGUUCACUGCCUUGCAACUGUGCAUGGUUUAGAAGAUGCUGAUGUCAAACACGCUCUCAUUGAUAUGUAUGCGAAAUGCAACCUGAUGAAAGAUUCUUGGUAUAUGUUCAAUACAAUAUACGACAAAAAUGUGAUUGCUUGGAAUUCAAUCAUUUCAGGGUAUGCUCAAAAUGGUUAUGCUCUUGAAGCCCUUAAACUCUUUCAUCAAAUGACUUUAGAAUCCGUAUCACCAGAUGCAGUGACUUUGGUCAGCGUCAUCUCUGCUUGUGCUUCUAUCAGUGCUGUUAAAGUUGGUUCUUCUUUACAUGCUGUUAUACUCAGGGAGGGUUUGUCAUCUGUUAACACCUAUGUUGGCACGGCACUUCUAAAUUUUUACGCCAAGUGUGGUGAUGUGAGAUGUGCACGUAAGGUUUUUGAUGAGAUGGGAGUGAAGAAUGAAGUAACCUGGAGUUCAAUGAUUAGGGGUUAUGGAAUGCAUGGUGAUGGUGAGGAAUCUGUUGCACUAUUCAACAAUAUGUUAAAGGAUAAUGUGGAGCUUAAUGAAGUCCAUGUUACUGUUCUUUUAUCAGCAUGUAGUCAUACAGGAAAUGUCGGGGAAGGAUGGAAAUACUUCUCUUCUAUCUGCCGGGAGCAUAACUUUGAACCCUCAAUGAAACAUUAUGCGUGUAUGGUGGACAUACUGGCUCGUGCAGGAAAAUUGGAAGAAGCCGUAGACAUCAUGGAGAAAAUGCCUAUUCAACCAGAUAUCAGUGUCCUAGGAGCAUUUGUUCAUGGUUGUAGCCUUCAUUCCCAGUUUGAACUAGGAGAAGCUGCAGCGCGGAGAAUGUUAGAGAUGCAUCCUAAUGAAGCUUGUUACUAUGUACUUUUGUACAAGUUGUAUGCUUCAGAUGGAAGAUGGGACAAGGCAAAUGAAAUAAGAAGUUUAAUGAAGGAAAGAGGGUUGAGCAAGUCACCUGGGUGGAGUUCCUCUGAUCGAGAUGGUGGUUAAUUGCAAUCAGCUUCCUAACUUACAAGUAUCCUCUCCUGGAUGAAGAUGGUAUUUAAUUUCUGCAGGAUUUCUGACUGAUUGUAAAAUGACUAAGAAUCUUUGAUGACAAUCUCUGAAGUUUGUUUGCCUCUGUCAGUAUCACCGGAAACCAUGUCGUAGUGUCAUGUUUGCAGUGCAGCUGCAUGUAGUAGAGUGAACCAUCUUCAUCCAGCUUUUAACCAUUUUCAGUCAAUUCCUCCAAUGUUUGCGUCAAACGUGUAGGGGGGUAAUUUCUUCUUCAAAUUUGACAUUUAGGUGAUUUUUUUGGACUAUCAUGGGCAAAGGGUUGUUGCCGAUGGGGAAAUAAUUAAAAUCAAAGUUUCAUUGGAAGACAAUGAAUUAGGCAGUUUCUUCUUUUCUAAAACUGUAAACAGUAGAGGAGGUUUCAGACAAUUACACUGGUGAAUUUAGUUAGUUAUGCUUCAACUUUUUGAAGGCUUGUUGAAACCAAUUACAUUUUCUUU
Molecule: messenger RNA, 2929 nt
Organism: Spinacia oleracea (spinach)
Lineage: Eukaryota; Viridiplantae; Streptophyta; Magnoliopsida; Caryophyllales; Amaranthaceae
Product: pentatricopeptide repeat-containing protein At2g03380, mitochondrial
Exons: 1
Coding region: 303-2426 (707 amino acids)
Biological process (GO): RNA modification
Cellular component (GO): intracellular membrane-bounded organelle
Molecular function (GO): RNA binding; protein binding
Source: RefSeq, a predicted model, not a curated record